This is a messenger RNA of Paramecium tetraurelia, 147 nucleotides long. RefSeq lists its product as uncharacterized. Gene Ontology annotation, biological process: translation. The record is from RefSeq and is a predicted model, not a curated record. Lineage: Eukaryota; Ciliophora; Oligohymenophorea; Peniculida; Parameciidae. The transcript has a single exon. Gene Ontology annotation, molecular function: structural constituent of ribosome. Gene Ontology annotation, cellular component: ribosome.
AUGUUUGAGAAGGAAAUAGUGAUUGAUGGAAAGGGUCAUUUAUUGGGUAGAUUAGCAUCAUAUAUUGUAAAACAAUUAUAAAGAAGAUAAAGAAUAGUUGUCUUAAGAACAGAGUUGAUUUAAUAAUUAGGUAAUAUGAUCCCAUGA